This is a messenger RNA of Malaclemys terrapin pileata, 1156 nucleotides long. RefSeq names its product lactase like (gene LCTL). The record is from RefSeq and is a predicted model, not a curated record. Gene Ontology annotation, biological process: carbohydrate metabolic process. Gene Ontology annotation, molecular function: beta-glucosidase activity. Lineage: Eukaryota; Metazoa; Chordata; Testudines; Emydidae. The transcript is spliced from 9 exons. The coding region runs from base 65 to 1153 and encodes 362 amino acids.
UAUUCAGUUACUGAAGGAGUUGAAAGUUAAUCAUUACCUGCUUUCUAUUUCAUGGCCUCGUAUUAUGCCCACUGGUAUUAAAAAAGAACAGGUGAAUGAAAAGGGUAUAAAGUUCUAUAAUGAUACAAUUAAUAGUCUUUUGGAGAACAAGAUUAUCCCUAUUGUGACCCUCUACCACUGGGAUCUUCCACAGGUGCUCCAAGAAAAGUAUGGUGGGUGGCAGAAUAUAAGCAUGAUAAGUUAUUUUAAUGAUUAUGCAAAUCUGUGUUUUGAGAAGUUUGGCGAUCGUGUGAAAUACUGGAUUACUUUUAAUAACCCUUGGGCAGUUGCUGAAGAAGGCUAUGAGACAGGAGAGCAUGCACCAGGACUGAAGCUCAGUGGAAUAGGGGCAUACAAAGCAGCACAUCAUAUCAUUAAAACUCAUGCAAAGGUCUGGCAUUCUUAUAAUAAGACAUGGCGUAGCAAGCAACAAGGUAUGGUUGGAAUUUCUUUAACUAGUGCCUGGGGUGAACCUGUUGAUCUAACUAGCCAGAAGGACAUUGAAGCUGCUGAAAGAUACGUACAGUUUUACUUGGGAUGGUUUGCAAAUCCUAUUUACAGUGGAGACUAUCCUGAAGUUAUGAAGAAUUAUGUAGGUAGAAAAAGUGCUCAACAAGGCCUGGGCAUGUCAAGAUUACCAACCUUCUCAGUGCAAGAGAAAAGCUACAUUAAGGGUACAUCUGAUUUCCUGGGAUUAAGUCAUUUUACCACUCGUUACAUUAUACAGAAAAAUUAUUCCGCCCUCAAAGGGCCCAGUUACCACACUGAUCGUGAUUUGGUAGAACUGGUUGAUCCAAAGUGGCCAGAUCCAGGAUCUAAAUGGCUAUAUUCUGUGCCCUGGGGAUUUAGAAGGUUACUCAACUUCAUUAAGACACAGUAUGGGAAUCCUCUCAUUUACGUAACAGAGAAUGGAGUUUCAGAAAAGCUGCAGUGUAUUCAGUUGUGUGAUGAAUGGAGAAUUGAAUAUCUGAAAGGGUAUAUUAAUGAGCUGCUAAAAGAUCCCUUGACUACUCACAUGGAAAUGGUGACUGAAAUUGUUGUACCAACGGUGUUCACACUCUGCAUACUUAUCAGUGCCAUUCUAUUAAUGUUCCUUCUUCGGAAGCACAACUAAAAC